Molecule: messenger RNA, 1188 nt
Organism: Penicillium angulare
Lineage: Eukaryota; Fungi; Ascomycota; Eurotiomycetes; Eurotiales; Aspergillaceae
Product: replication factor C subunit 2
Exons: 4
Coding region: 1-1188 (395 amino acids)
Biological process (GO): DNA repair; DNA-templated DNA replication
Cellular component (GO): nucleus; DNA replication factor C complex
Molecular function (GO): ATP hydrolysis activity; DNA clamp loader activity; DNA binding
Source: RefSeq, a predicted model, not a curated record
AUGGCUUCUACAUUUUUCAAUAACAAAGCUCGCGCCGCGGCCGCAGCUACAGCGAGCAGCUCCAAAGCUAAGGCUGGCGACAAGAAAGAAGAAAAUACGCGAUUGCAACCCUGGGUUGAGAAAUAUCGACCCAAGACCCUGGACGAUGUCGCUGCCCAAGACCACACCACUAAAGUUCUCCAACGCACUCUCAAUGCUUCCAACCUCCCCCACAUGCUCUACUACGGCCCCCCAGGAACAGGUAAAACAUCUACAAUUCUCGCCCUCGCCAAAUCCCUCUUCGGCCCCGCGCUCUACCGUUCCCGUAUCCUUGAACUGAACGCCUCCGACGAGCGAGGCAUCGGAAUCGUCCGUGACAAAGUCAAAAACUUCGCCCGUGCACAACUCUCCCAACCAACAGGUCUAGAUGCAGAGUACCGAAAACAAUACCCCUGUCCCCCAUUCAAGAUCAUUAUCCUUGAUGAGGCAGAUAGUAUGACACAAGACGCGCAGUCUGCCCUGCGCCGUACAAUGGAAACAUACAGUCGUAUCACCCGAUUCUGUCUCGUGUGUAACUAUGUUACUCGCAUUAUUGAGCCGUUGGCUAGUCGGUGCAGCAAGUUUCGUUUCAAGUCGCUUGAUAAUUCGGCGGCUGGGGCGAGAUUGGAGGGUAUUGCGUCGGCGGAGGAUUUGAAAUUGGAGGAUGGAGUCAUUGAUACGCUUAUUAAGUGUGCGGAGGGUGAUUUGCGUCGUGCUAUUACUUAUUUGCAGAGUGCGGCGAGAUUGGUUGGGGCGCAGAAUGGGAAGGGCGCUGGAGCUGGAGCUGGUGAUGGGGAUGAGGAUAUGUUGGAUGUUGGGGCUGCGGGGUCUGGUGCUAUUACGGUUAAGAGUAUUAAGGAGAUUGCUGGAGUUGUACCAGAAAGUAUUGUUGAUGAGAUUGUUGAGGCUAUGCAGCCGAAUAACUCGUCGGCGUAUGCGGGUGUUUCUAAGGUCAUCACGAACCUUGUAGCUGAUGGGUGGAGUGCUACACAGGUUAUUGGUCAGCUAUAUCGUCGUGUUGUUUUCAGUGAAACUAUCCCGGAUCAGCAGAAGAACAAGAUCGUGCUUGCAUUUUCGGAAAUGGACAAGCGACUUGUUGAUGGAGCUGACGAGCACCUUUCUGUCCUUGAUCUGACGCUGCGUAUAGCUGGAAUCCUACGCGGUGCCUAG